AUGGCCGCGCCGCUCACGGCCGUCCGGGCCCGCCUCCUCCCGGUGACCUGCUCCGCCACCGCCGGCCCCCCUUCGUCGUCCAAGAGCAUUAGCAAGCAGCCACCGCAGCUACCCCCUUCGUCGUCCAAGGCACCGCAGCCACCGCUGCGCUUGGCGGCGGUGGCGCCGGCGUCCGUCGCCGCGGCGGUGGCGGCGAUGCUCGCGCUGCCGCCGGACGAGGCGCUGGCGGUGGGCGGCGAGUUCGGGAUCCUGGAGGGGCGGAGCUUCGCGCUGCUGCACCCUCUCGUCAUGGGCGGGCUCUUCGCGUACACGCUCUGGGCGGGGUACCUCGGCUGGCAGUGGCGCCGGGUGCGCACUAUCCAGGACGAGGUCAACGGGCUCAAGAAGCAGCUCAAGCCCGCCGCCACGGCCACUCCAGCCGCGGUCGGCGCCGGCGCGGACUCCUCUCCGCCUCCCGCUGCCAAAUCGCCGGUGGAGAUCAAGAUCGAGGAGCUCACGGAGGAGCGGAAGGCGCUGAUCAAGGGGUCGUUCCGGGACCGGCAUUUCAACGCGGGGUCCAUCCUGCUGGGCCUCGGCGUGCUCGAGUCCGUCGGCGGCGCGCUCAACACCUGGUUCCGCACCGGCAAGCUGUUCCCGGGCCCGCACCUCUUCGCGGGCGCCGCCAUCACCGUCCUGUGGGCGGCCGCCGCCGCGCUCGUCCCGGCGAUGCAGAAGGGGGACGAGACGGCACGCAGCCUCCACAUCGCGCUCAACGCCGUCAACGUCCUACUCUUCGUCUGGCAGAUCCCCACCGGGCUCGAGAUCGUCGGCAAGGUCUUCGAGUUCACCACCUGGCCAUGA
This is a messenger RNA of Miscanthus lutarioriparius, 840 nucleotides long. The record is from the annotation of a GenBank genome assembly. NCBI's taxonomy places the organism in Eukaryota, Viridiplantae, Streptophyta, Magnoliopsida, Poales, Poaceae.